Molecule: messenger RNA, 1741 nt
Organism: Aspergillus homomorphus CBS 101889
Lineage: Eukaryota; Fungi; Ascomycota; Eurotiomycetes; Eurotiales; Aspergillaceae
Product: UbiD family decarboxylase
Exons: 1
Coding region: 71-1588 (505 amino acids)
Biological process (GO): cinnamic acid catabolic process; ferulate metabolic process
Cellular component (GO): cytoplasm
Molecular function (GO): carboxy-lyase activity
Source: RefSeq, a predicted model, not a curated record
CUCAUCUCUGCAUGCCUUAAACAGCAUUUCAAUCGAUACCUUUCUAUUUACUGUUAUAUAUCCACUCACUAUGGCCGAAACAACCCCUCACGAAGACACCCAAACCGCCGCGGGAAGCUUCCGCCGCUUCAUCCAGGAGCUUCAGGCAGAGGACGACCUGGUCGCCAUCCAAGAAGAGGUCAACCCUGACCUUGAACUGGCCGCCAUCACUCGCAGGGUCUACGAGACCGAGGACAAGGCUCCUUUGUUUGACAACAUCAAAGGCCGCAACCCCAACGGUCUCUUCCGCGCCCUGGGAGCUCCCGUCGGCGCCAGCAAGCUUCCCGGCAAGAGGUUCAUCCGUAUCGCCAAAUCAUUGGGUCUUCCCUCUGACGCCAGCGGACAAGACAUCAUUCUCAAGUUCCACGAGGCCAAGCGUCUGCCCAAGAUCCCCCCUAAAGAGGUCCCCUCUGGGCCCGUCAAGGAGUUCAAGCUGAUUGGCGACGAAAUCGACCUCACUGCGCUCCCGGUCCCCAAGCUCCAUGCAGACGACGGCGGAAAAUUCCUGCAGACAUUUGGCAUGUACAUCGUGCAAAGCCCCGAUGGAUCGUGGGUGAACUGGUCGAUCACGCGAAGUAUGCUGCACGGCAAGCGCACCCUCGUCGGGCCCAUGAUCCCGCGCCAGGACAUCGGCCUCAUCCGCCAAAUGUGGGCCGAGAAGGGUCAAGACUGCCCCUUUGCCCUGUGCUUUGGAGUGCCCCCGGCAGCGAUCAUGGUCAGCGGCAUGCCGUUGCCCAAGGGAGAGAAUGAAAGCGAGUACAUUGGAGCGCUCAUCGGCAGCCCGGUCGAGGUGACCAAAUGCGAGACGAACAACCUUCUGGUUCCUGCCAAUGCAGAGAUCGUGUUUGAGGGAGUCAUCUCCCAGACCGAGACCGCUCCCGAAGGCCCCAUGGCCGAGUACCCCGGUCUCAUCUUCCCCGGCGAGCAGAAGCAAUGCCCCCUCCACAAGAUCAAUGCCAUUACCUACCGCAAGGACCCGAUCCUCCCGAUUUGCGUGACGGGCCGCGCCCCCGAGGAGAGUGAGACGGUCUGGGGUCUCACGCAGGCGGCGGAAGUCUUGACCAUUUGCCAGGACGCGGGCCUGCCUAUCAAGAUGGUCUGGAACCCGUUCGAGUCGCACUGCCUCUGGUUUGUCCUGCAGGUCGACCGCGAGAAGCUGCGCGCGCUGAAUACAACCAUGGAGGAGUUCAGUGUCAAGGUCGGCCACACUGUGUUUGCCUCCAAGCCGGGAUACUAUAUCCCUAUCGUCUACCUUGUUGGCGAUGACAUCGACCCUACCAACCUGAGGGAUGUAAUCUGGGCCAACGCCACUCGGUGCCAGCCACGGGAGAACGAGUAUUUCUUUGAUCAGUAUCCGAACAUCGGGUUGAUUCCGUACGUGUCGCAUGGUGCCAAGAGCGGCGAGAACCAUCUCAAGGUUGUCCGAUGCUGCAUGUUUGCCAGUGAAUUCUCCGAGGUGCCUACGUACAAACAAGCCUCUUAUCGCGGCAACUAUCCCCAGGAGAUCCAGGAUAAGGUGGAUGCAAAGUGGUCUACGUAUGGAUUCUAGUCUUGUUGAGCAGGAUUUGAUAAUCUUCUUUCCUUGUUUCUGAGAACAGACAAGACUGAGUUGUUAGGUAAUGUUGAUUCCAUGUUGUUAAUAUAAUUGUAUUUGACAUUAUGAAUUUGAUAUGCCACUGUUGUGAAUACAAGCCAUUAUGAG